Molecule: messenger RNA, 738 nt
Organism: Endocarpon pusillum Z07020
Lineage: Eukaryota; Fungi; Ascomycota; Eurotiomycetes; Verrucariales; Verrucariaceae
Exons: 1
Coding region: 1-738 (245 amino acids)
Molecular function (GO): nucleic acid binding
Source: RefSeq, a predicted model, not a curated record
AUGGGUAUAUUCAACGACGACGAAUUUGAUAAGUACAUGGACAAGGCGGGAAAGCCGCAUGAUGGCGUCGUGGUUGCAAGGGCGUUCCUCGUAGAAUCUACAAUCUCUCUGGCCACGCCAUGGCAACAUACUGCUUCUGCCCUGUCUAUUUCCAACAGCCUCUCCAAUGUGAAACCCACACGAAAACCUGGUCUUAACGCAGUUCAAAGAGCUGUUCGCCUUGCCUUUUGCCUUGAUCAUAUCAAUUGGACCCUAGAGGACUGGAAACGCGUUAUUUGGAGUGAUGAGACCUCUGUUAUACUUGGUCAACGCAGAGGUGCUGUACGUCUAUGGCGAGAAAGUGGAGAAGCCUAUGAAAAUACCUGUAUUCGGCGACGAUGGAAAGGUUAUUCAGAAUUCAUGUUUUGGGGUUGUUUUAGUUGGGAUAAGAAGGGACCUUGUCAUAUAUGGACUAAGGAGACUGCUCAAGAGCGAAAGAAAGCAGACGAAGAGCUUGUUGAGCUUAACCAAGCUCUUGAGCCUAUGCUUAAGAUGGAAUGGGAGCUAUCAACAAAAAUGAGGCGAAUGAAUCUCCGAAGAAGACCUGCUGGAAAAAAACCACAAUGGAAGUUUACAAAAAAGAAUGGCAAGCUUGUUCGAGAAGGCAAAGCUGGAUGUCACGGAGUUGACAUGGAGGCCUCCUGGGGCCUAGAUGGAGUUGUGGUCCAACUCUCUCUAGGGCAUCUGGAUAAGGAUUAA